This is a messenger RNA of Mus musculus (house mouse), 3070 nucleotides long. It is a transcript of the gene Ezr, whose product is annotated as ezrin. Gene Ontology annotation, cellular component: actin cytoskeleton; focal adhesion; cytoskeleton. Bases 138 to 1898 code for a protein of 586 amino acids. Gene Ontology annotation, molecular function: identical protein binding; microtubule binding; protein kinase A binding. Gene Ontology annotation, biological process: establishment of endothelial barrier; negative regulation of ERK1 and ERK2 cascade; negative regulation of T cell receptor signaling pathway. NCBI's taxonomy places the organism in Eukaryota, Metazoa, Chordata, Mammalia, Rodentia, Muridae. The transcript has 13 exons. The record is from RefSeq and is marked validated.
AUACUCGGGACUGCGGAGCGCGCGCAGGGCUUCCCUCCGCCUGCAGGUCCCGACGCGUCUCCGCCGUCGCCGUCGCCGUCGCCUCCGCCGUACAGCCGAAUAGCCGAGGACCCACGCAGAGCCACCAACCAGCCAAGAUGCCCAAGCCAAUCAACGUCCGGGUGACCACCAUGGAUGCCGAGCUGGAGUUUGCCAUCCAGCCAAACACCACCGGGAAGCAGCUCUUUGAUCAGGUGGUAAAGACGAUUGGCCUCCGGGAAGUGUGGUACUUCGGCCUCCAGUAUGUAGACAAUAAAGGAUUUCCUACCUGGCUGAAACUUGAUAAAAAGGUCUCCGCACAGGAGGUCCGAAAGGAGAACCCUGUCCAGUUUAAAUUCCGGGCCAAGUUCUACCCCGAAGACGUGGCCGAGGAACUCAUCCAGGACAUCACACAGAAGCUCUUCUUCCUGCAAGUCAAGGACGGGAUCCUCAGCGACGAGAUCUACUGCCCCCCAGAGACAGCCGUGCUCCUGGGCUCCUAUGCCGUUCAGGCCAAGUUCGGAGAUUAUAACAAGGAAAUGCACAAGUCUGGGUACCUCAGCUCGGAGCGGCUGAUCCCCCAGAGAGUCAUGGACCAACACAAGCUCAGCAGGGACCAGUGGGAGGACCGGAUCCAGGUGUGGCACGCGGAACACCGAGGGAUGCUCAAGGACAGUGCUAUGCUAGAAUACCUGAAGAUUGCCCAGGACCUGGAAAUGUAUGGGAUCAACUAUUUCGAGAUCAAAAACAAGAAAGGAACAGACCUUUGGCUUGGAGUCGAUGCCCUUGGACUUAACAUUUAUGAGAAAGAUGACAAGUUGACCCCAAAGAUCGGCUUCCCUUGGAGUGAGAUCAGGAACAUCUCUUUCAACGACAAGAAGUUUGUCAUUAAGCCCAUCGACAAGAAGGCACCUGACUUUGUGUUCUACGCCCCGCGCCUGAGAAUUAACAAGCGGAUCCUGCAGCUCUGCAUGGGGAACCAUGAGCUGUACAUGCGCCGCAGGAAGCCCGACACCAUCGAGGUGCAGCAGAUGAAGGCCCAGGCUCGGGAGGAGAAGCACCAGAAGCAGCUAGAGCGACAGCAGUUGGAAACCGAGAAGAAGAGGCGAGAGACGGUGGAGAGAGAAAAGGAGCAGAUGCUCCGGGAGAAGGAGGAGCUGAUGCUUCGGCUGCAGGACUACGAGCAGAAGACCAAGAGGGCGGAGAAAGAGCUCUCCGAGCAGAUUGAGAAGGCCCUCCAACUGGAGGAAGAGAGGAGGCGAGCCCAGGAGGAGGCUGAACGUCUGGAGGCCGACCGCAUGGCCGCCCUGCGGGCCAAGGAAGAACUCGAGAGACAGGCGCAGGAUCAGAUAAAGAGCCAGGAGCAGCUGGCUGCAGAGCUGGCAGAGUACACGGCCAAGAUCGCACUGCUGGAGGAGGCGCGGAGGCGCAAGGAGGACGAGGUAGAAGAGUGGCAGCACCGGGCUAAAGAAGCCCAGGACGACCUGGUGAAGACCAAAGAGGAGCUGCACCUGGUGAUGACGGCCCCACCGCCCCCACCGCCCCCAGUGUAUGAGCCUGUGAAUUACCACGUGCAGGAGGGACUGCAGGACGAGGGAGCAGAGCCUAUGGGCUACAGUGCCGAGCUCUCCAGUGAGGGCAUCCUGGAUGACCGCAACGAGGAGAAGCGGAUCACAGAGGCAGAGAAGAAUGAGCGCGUGCAGCGGCAGCUGCUGACCCUGAGCAAUGAGUUGUCCCAGGCCCGGGAUGAGAACAAGAGGACCCACAAUGACAUCAUCCACAACGAGAACAUGCGGCAAGGCAGGGACAAGUAUAAGACGCUGCGGCAAAUCAGGCAGGGCAACACCAAGCAACGCAUUGACGAGUUCGAGGCCAUGUAGAGGCCAGGCUGGGACCAAGGGCAGAGGGCACCUCACUGCAGGCAGGUGUCACACUUGGCUCUUUAGUUCUCUUAAGUUUAGACACCCCCUUGCUGUGUUCCAGUCCCUUAAAGAGCAGUUACGGGGCCUGCAUUCUGCCCCGAGACCCAGUGGGCUCCUCCUUGGUUCCUUCUAAUUGUAUCACAUAGUGCCAAACAGGUCAGAUUUAAUGACAGUUACCGAAUCACUUCCUGUUUGGAGCAGGGAUUCGGAGGGCUGGCCCUCAUGAAGCAAGAUUCAUUGUCACUGGGACAGCACUGUGGCUCACGGGUGCCAUACUUUUCUCUAGUUUUACAAUGAGCUCAAAUCGAUUUUGUUCUUGAUUUUUAUGAAGGAUCCAUCUCUGUGUAUUGAGGGGUAAAAAUGAUUUUGAAAUUUGAGUCUAAAGCAUGCCCCCACAGAGUCUCCUUCCUCCAGACCGCUGGCAGAGUCUCCAGGGGUCCUUCAGAGUGUACGGUACAGGACUCUCCGAUACAAAAUUCUCAUGCUUAUCUGUUAGCAUACAUUGUUGGACUUAUAUAUCUAAUGAUCUGCUAUAGAGGAUAGUAUUUAUAUAUAAGCGAUAAUAUGGGUUUGUAACAUUAGUUUUAAAAAAGGGAAAGUUUUGUUCUGUAUAUUUUGUUACCUUUUACAGAAUAAAAGAAUUCAACAUUAAGAACCAUGUAACCGAGACACUUGAUCUGACACAGGGGCAGUCGGGAAACCGAUGACUGCAGUAAUCACCACUGUACAAAAAUGUUAGUGGGUUUUGUGCACGUAAAAUGCACACUUCCAUUUCCUGUCAGUUUCUUAUUUGAAAAAAAAAAAAUACACACCGAGAGCAUCCAGACUCCAGCCCUGAAGGGACGCCGGCCUCUUUAUUGUGAGCAACUUGUUCCCGUUUUCAGUUUGUCUUCCUUCCUUUCGCGGACUAGCCUCCUUGGUUGUGAUGUCUGUCCUGUGCGGGUGACUCCGCACCAGAUUUACACACAAUAAAAGCUCUCCAAGGCCUUGUGUCUGAUUGCAUGGGGGGGGUUGGGGUGGGAGUGGGGGGUCUCUCAGACUUGUCCUCGGGAUUCAGGAAGCAUGCUAAUCAGAGAGGGGUCUUCCCCAGCUCCCCUGCACUGGGAGGUUUGCCACCCGAGAGGAGCACA